Linum trigynum is the source of this 2433-nucleotide messenger RNA. The record is from the annotation of a GenBank genome assembly. NCBI's taxonomy places the organism in Eukaryota, Viridiplantae, Streptophyta, Magnoliopsida, Malpighiales, Linaceae.
CUUUUGGCUCUUGUUGCUUACAAACACAUAGAUACAGAGACUUCUUUCUUUCUUUAUGUCUCUCUGACAAUCUCUUGCAAACCCAUACAUACACAUUUAUAUUACAAUGAAAGAAGAAACUAAUAAUGCUAUUGGCUCCAUUUCUUUCUCCAUGCACGUUACCACUUGUGGUAGAUGGAAACAUCACUUAAUUCAAUUGGCCUUCUCAUUACUCCAUGCAUUAAUCUCAUUGUCUCUUGCAUUAUUUUGAUUUUGGCUUCUUCUUUCUAACAGAUGGAAUUGACAUGGAUAUGAGUUCUCAACCAAGCCAUGCCCCAUCCAUUUAUUUGACUUCAUUAUUUUUUGUCUUGCAUGAGACAUUGUGGGUUUAUCAUUAAUCAUGUUUCUUUACCAUAGGUAAUUGCAAAUUACCUUUCAACACUAGUUGCAGUAGUUUUUAUCUUCGCAUCUACAUUUUGUUAUCUUAUAUUUGGAAUUGGCCUUAGUAAGAAGUCCUUUAACAGCAGGUCGUUGGAUCGAUGACAUGCUGGUACAGGAUCUGUUAUGAAGCCCGCAAUGAAGAGAAGAAAGAGUAACGAUUCAAGAUGCAAAUCUCUACCGCCUUCAAAGAGGUUGCGGCACGAUGGACAGAGGGUACUCAAGGAGAGAGUUCAGGAUAUUGCUGAUAAGAAGGGGAUCAAGCUCAGGUUCUGUAACUUAAAAGAGUGUGAGAGUCAUGUUAAUGAUGUAGAUAGUCCUUGUGCCAAUAUCAGAAUGGAAAUUGGGUGGCCACCUGGCGUGCCGUUCGUUCACCCUCACGACUUGCCUAACAAGGCAAAGAUGGGGUUUCUCGAAGCAUACGAGCCUGGUUGGACUGCAACUCAAGAUAUAGAUAUGUGUCUUACAGAAUCUGGACGAGGUGGUGUUUCCUCGGAAAAACCAAAUGCCACCGCCGGUGCCGAAUUCGUUUCCGGCGAUGUUGAUUUGAUGUUUCGUGAUGGAAACUCUUGCGGUGCCGUUUGAUCGGAAGCAUCGCUGAUUGCUGAAAUUGAGACGACCGUCAAAUAUCCGCCGCCGAAUGUCGCGCCGUUGAUUUGAUCGAUGCACCUCUAAAUGGUGAAAUCAACGUGACCGUCAAAUAUCCACCGCCGGCGGUGUUGAUUUGAUCGAUGCACCUCUGACUUCUAACCAAGAACGACCGUUACUACGGUUCGCACCUCUCCAAACUACGUUCGAACGAGGGUGUUUGAGUUUUGAGGAAUCUACGCUACUGCUACUCCUAUGGAGAUUCCUGUGGAGAGCUCCGCGACUACGACUAAGACUACAACUAUGGAGAUCCUUCCUGGAAGGAGAGCUCCGCGAAGGAGUUACAGAGAAAAUGUGUAAAGUUUGAACAGAGUUGAUCUGUGUUGAUUUUUUUUUUGGUUCUCCCUUCUCUCUCCUUGCUCCACUGCUUUUAUUCGAAAAACCGCUUCGUAGUCUUCACGCUAGGUGGAACCGCUUCCUCAACUGCUCCGUUGUGAACUCCCACGUGUCUCAACCGUCUUGAUCUCCUCUUCGCUCGGGUUGGUGUGAAUCUCGCGCGAUGUCGUUUUCUUCCCCAAACAUCUCUUUUUGCUUUUUUACUCCACGACAUUGUUUUAUAUUAAACACUGUCGUUUGCUAAUACAGCGGUACCGUUGGGCUUACUCGCGGUACCAUUUUUAAUUAAACGACACCGCUAACAUAGCCAAAAAAUUCCAUGAAACCGCCGCCAAUCGGCGCUCGCAUUGGACUAGGCGAAUUUUGGUUUAAUUAAUCGGUACCGCUUAUCAGGCUCUCGCGGCAUCGUUUUUAAAUUCGCGGUACUGUUUUAACUCUCCGCGAUACCGCUUGUCUCCAUGUGGUACCGAUUUUCCCCUUCCGACAAGGAAUAAAGAUAAUAAUUAAUAAUAAUAAUCAAAACUCCUUUCCCAACACCAAUACCAAACGCGCGGCCCACAUCUUGCUUCCCGGUAAACGGUGUCGUUUCCAGUGCUGCGGUUCCGCUGAGCCUCCUUGCGGCACCGUUUAGACUCUCCGCGAUGCCGCUCAACACCAAACGACACCGUUUUUUGUCAUACGACAUCGAAUCAAAUACCGAAACUAAUUCAUGCGGCAUUUAAUUUGGACCAAAAUUAUUAUAGGUGUAAACAAUGCCCCCCACAACUUAGUUUAUAAGAAUCAAUUCUUAUGAACUAAAUUGUUGACACAAUCACUCAACCGAAAAUCAUUCUUGAAACAUUCUGGCCAAAUCCUACAAACAAUAUUGUAUUGUUCAACUAGCCUUGCAACGAUAAAUGGCCAAACCAACGUUGAUUCAUCAUAUCAAAAUCUCUCUUUUUUUAUUGGCCGGUUUGUCCUUUUGCCACACAAAAUUGACGGGCCUUUUUUUUUUUUUUACCCAUGUCAUUUAAAUCAACAUUGAUUAGCAAU